GAAGGAGAAGAAACUGAAUUGGAUUUUGCUGGUUUGCCAAGUUUGAAAAUUGUGCAGGUUUGCAUAUCUGAUGCAAAAUACAUUCCGAGAAAUGUUGAGGUCAAACCAGAUUGGGAUUACUUUUAUAUACUUAUCGGGGGAUCCACCAGGUAUUCAUACAAGCGAUAUCAUCAUAAGUCAAGAUCCUUGGUCCUUCAGACUACCAUGAGUACUUUAUCUGAAUGGUUUAUCAACGUGGUGACAAAGAGAACAGAGAAGAUCGAGUAUGAUUGCUGCGAAGGAAUGAGUGACAUUGUUAAGGAAUAUGACCAUGGGAGGUUACACAAACUGAAACAUCUCACAGUACGUGGUAGUCUUCUUGAUUCUUAUGUGUGCUUGAAAGAGUUGAUGAACACAAGAAGACGAGUUCAAAGAGGACCAGUGUAUGGGAAUUUGGAAGAGUUGCAUCUGAUAAAUCUGAUCGAGCUUUAAGGAGUUGUGUGUUGGUAAGUUACCAUCUGGGUCUCUAUUCAGUCUCAAGGUGUUUCAUGUGUUUCUCGCUAAUAUGUUGAAGAAUGUAUCAAAAUUUGUCCAGAGCUUACCAAGUCUGGAGAAAUUAGAUUUAAAUUGUCUGCGCGGAUUGGAAUAUGUGUUUGGAUGCCAUGGGUGGGAGAAAGAACAAUCAAGACUGAGGGAGAUGCAUUUGAUGGAUCUAGAUGCACUAAAAAGGAUAUGUAGUGGUCCUGCCCCACAUGCAAUGUUCAAAAGUCUAAAAUUUUUGACCAUUUACCGGUGCAAGCUGCUGCAAAGUCUGUUCGCAUCUGAUGUAGCCCAAUGCCUCUUUCAAUUGGAAGACCUUCUUGUAGAGGAUUGCCCUUUGUUGAAAAAAGUAAUGGAAGAAAAGGAGAAGACGGUUCUACCAAAAUUGAAGAACUUGGUUUUGAAAAAUCUUCCGAUGUUGUAUCGUGCAAGUGAUACUACUGUUGAUAUUGAUAUUGAUAUUGAGUGUCCUUCAUUGGAACAAUUGAUGGUGGUGGAUUGCCCCAUGCUUCCAUUUUCAACCUCUUCCGUUCACUUGCGCUCCUUGGAAAGCAGGAACAAGAUUUUAUUUUCAACCGCUUCUAACUACUUUGGCAGCACAUACCCAGUCCAACUUAAUGAUAUACAACUGUACCAAAAUCUACAGGACAGAACAUCUGGUUUCCAAGCGUGAUGUCUCUCAGCUUCUGACUUCCAGAGCAGGAAGUAACCCAGUUCAACUUUAUUUCUUUGUCCAGGGUUGGUCAUCUUGCUGAGGCUGCAAAUCCAAUUGAGAAGCUUUGUUGGAUUGUGACUUUCAAAACAGCCAAAGAGUUUGCAACAGUCAUUCUAGGAACAUUGAUGACAUUUGAUUCUUGCCGCUGGUAUUUGUAAAUAAAAUUGUUAAAAAAAAAUCAAGAAUACUGUAAUAUUAUAUAUGCUGCAAUUGAAUGAUGGUAGUUGUUCUGCUGCAUUUCUGAUUUUCCAAUU
Fragaria vesca subsp. vesca is the source of this 1488-nucleotide messenger RNA. RefSeq lists its product as uncharacterized. Lineage: Eukaryota; Viridiplantae; Streptophyta; Magnoliopsida; Rosales; Rosaceae. The transcript is spliced from 3 exons. The coding region runs from base 545 to 1192 and encodes 215 amino acids. The record is from RefSeq and is a predicted model, not a curated record.